Molecule: messenger RNA, 1605 nt
Organism: Dichotomopilus funicola
Lineage: Eukaryota; Fungi; Ascomycota; Sordariomycetes; Sordariales; Chaetomiaceae
Product: amino acid/polyamine transporter I
Exons: 3
Coding region: 1-1605 (534 amino acids)
Biological process (GO): amino acid transport; transmembrane transport
Cellular component (GO): membrane
Molecular function (GO): transmembrane transporter activity
Source: RefSeq, a predicted model, not a curated record
AUGAGCGUCCACGAGCCGACCGCGUCGAGCAGCGGGGUCGAAGCGCGGGGGCCGGGUCACGAGUCGUCGGACGAUGGCGAUGCCAUACUUGAAGCCUUGGGCUACAAGUCCGAGCUUGUGCGCACCCGGUCGACAUGGCAUGUCGCCUUCAUGUCCUUCGUGCUGGCCUCGAUCCCCUACGGCCUGGCUACGACGCUCUACUACCCACUUCAGGGCGGCGGGCCCGUCGUCGUAAUUUGGGGAUGGCUGCUUGUCAGUCUCAUCAUCCUCUGCGUUGCUUCCUCGCUAGGCGAGAUCACCUCGGUGUACCCGACGGCCGGCGGCGUCUAUUACCAGACGUUCAUGCUUGCCCCGGCCAACUUCCGCCGCGUGGCCGCCUACAUCUGCGGCUGGGCGUACGUCGUAGGCAAUAUCACCAUCACCCUCGCCGUGCAGUUUGGCAGCACCCUUUUCUUCGUGGCUUGCGUCAACGUCUUCGAGAGCGAGCCCGGCGUGGGUGUCUGGGCCGGUGAAACAUACCAAGUGUUUCUGACCUUUUUGGCUAUCACGGUGCUGUGCAAUAUCAUCUCCAUCUUUGGCAACCGCUGGCUACACCAUUUGGAUACCUUUGCCAUCUUUUGGACCUUUGCUGGCCUCCUCGCGAUUCUAAUCACCGUUCUCGCUGUUGCCAAGGAAGGCCGCCGCAGUGCUUCGUUUGCCUUUGGCGACUUUGAGGUCACCUCCGGGUGGCCUGCCGGCUGGUCCUUCUGCGUCGGCCUCCUUCACGCCGCCUAUGCAACCUCAUCGACGGGUAUGGUGAUUUCCAUGUGCGAAGAAGUCCAGCGACCGGCCACCCAAGUGCCCAAGGCCAUGGUCAUCACGAUCAUCAUCAACACCAUCGGCGGCCUGCUGUUCCUGGUGCCUCUGAUGUUUGUCCUGCCCGAUCUCGCCAUGCUUGUCGCCCUACCGUCUGGCCAGCCCGUGCCCACCAUCAUCAAGUCUGCCGUUGGCUCCUCAGGCGCAGCCAUCGCUCUUCUCCUCCCGCUCAUGGUCCUGGCCAUCCUUUGCGGCGUCGCAUGCACCACCGCUGCUUCGCGCUGCACCUGGGCUUUUGCUCGCGAUGGUGCUAUCCCUGGUGCCAAGUGGUGGAAGCAGGUCCAUCCCAAGCUCGACCUGCCCCUGAACGCCAUGAUGCUCUCCAUGGCCAUCCAGAUCGUCCUGGGCCUCAUCUACUUCGGAUCCUACACCGCCUUCAACGCAUUUUCGGGUGUUGGAGUCAUCUCGCUCACCGUCUCUUAUGCCUCGCCCAUUGCUGUGUCUAUGCUGGAGGGACGUGCUCACGUCAAGGAGGCCAAAUUUUCUCUCGGUAAAUUUGGCUGGUUGUGUAACGGUGUUGCUAUCGCGUGGUCGAUUCUCGCCGUCCCCCUUUUCUGCAUGCCCGCGUACCUCCCCGUCACGCGUGGCAGCGUCAACUAUGCCCCCGUUGUGUUUGUCGGUUUCGUCCUGAUUGCCUUUGCGUGGUACGCGGCCUGGGGCCGCAAGAACUACCAAGGCCCCCCGACAGAGAGCGUUGGAGAGGACCCGGCUGCGGAAGAUCACGCCGCCGGUGGGCUCAAGAAGGACUAA